AUGUCGAACGUUGAAGCAAGUAAAUUAUAUGAAGCUAUCAUCGAAGAAGUGAUUAGUGAUUCAAGGCAAGAUUUUGAGGAUAGUGGAAUUGAUGAGUCUACGUUACAGGAUUUACGUAAAAUAUGGUGUGAAAAGCUAAGCCAGUCUGGUGUGUCCAAAUUUACCUGGGAUGACGAACAAGCCAAUGCUUAUGAAAUAGAUAAUAAUCAAUUACCGCCGCAUUCAGAAGAACCUACUGGGGGUGUUUUAGGUGAUAAUUCUUUGCCAUUGGACACCGGUUCUGUGUUAGAAUUACCCAAUAUGCAAUCUGAUUCCCAGUUAUCAUAUAAUACCACAGGACUUAGUAGUAACAAUAAUAGUGAUAUUCAAAUUCCAAAUAUAGAUCCGGCUCCUAAGGAAGAGUACGACGAUAACGGUACGGGAUUAAUGCUUCCAAGAAUUAAUCAGGCUGAUGGAACUUUCGAAUUUACUAUGCAUACUGAUCAAGCGACCAAUAUAAUGAAUAAGUUGAAAAGAGAUCGUCAAGGGUCAAAUAAUAAAAAUAUCACCCAGGCGGAUGGGAAUGAUGAUGACGAAAAUGAUGAUGAUGAUGAUGAUAUUUUCAAUGACUCGGAUGAUAUCAAUUCCGAUUUGGAUGAGGGUUUGGAGAGUGAAAAAUCGGACGAGGAAGAUGGGGACCAAGAAGGUCAAAUUAUGUUAUGUUUGUAUGAUAAAGUUCAAAGGGUUAAGAACAAAUGGAAGUCCAAUUUGAAAGAAGGGGUAGCUAACAUUAAUGGAAGAGAUUACGUGUUCCAGAAAGCUACUGGGGAGAGUGAAUGGUAA
Messenger RNA from Debaryomyces fabryi, 822 nucleotides. Its product is annotated as transcription initiation factor IIA large subunit. The coding region runs from base 1 to 822 and encodes 273 amino acids. NCBI's taxonomy places the organism in Eukaryota, Fungi, Ascomycota, Pichiomycetes, Serinales, Debaryomycetaceae. Gene Ontology annotation, biological process: transcription by RNA polymerase II; transcription initiation at RNA polymerase II promoter. Gene Ontology annotation, cellular component: transcription factor TFIIA complex. The record is from RefSeq and is a predicted model, not a curated record. The transcript has a single exon.